UUUCACAUUAAAGAAAUGUGAGCCCCAUACUCCAAGAUAAAAUGCCACCCCCUUCUCCCCCCUCCUUCUCCCAAUCUACUCUUCUACUUUCCUAGAUGGAAACCACUCCUCAAUGCACCAACCCAACUCAUUCUGAUUCCUUUGAUGAUUCUGAAAAUGGAACCCUUUUGCCAGGCCUCCCUGACGAUCUUGCUCAACGCUGUCUCUCCUCUCUUUCUCCUUCCCUUCUUUUCUCCGUUUGCCAUCCAUGGCGUCGCCUCCUUUACUUUCCUUCUUUCCCUCCCUUCUUCUCCCUCUAUGUCCUUUUUUCUCCUUUGCACGGUCCCACUACCACAAACCCUGUCCCUGGAGGAAUUGAUCCUCAAAACUCUAUCGAAUUCUUCUCCUUCGAUCCAAUCUCAUCAUCUUGGACUCCCCUUCCCACUCCUCCCCAAAACCCUCCUCUUCAUCUCCUCCAUCGCCACCCUUCUUUUCUGUCCCGAAACCUUCCAAUUCAAUCUUUGACGGUCUCCAACCAUUUAGUCCUCAUAGCUGCCACCACUCACAAGCUUUUCCCUGCACUUUCCAGCCCUUUGGUGUUCCACCCGGAGUCUAACAGCUGGUUUUAUGGCCCCCAGAUCUCCACCCCGCGCCGAUGGUGUGUUACAGGCUCAGCCCAAGGUGCGGUCUAUAUGGCAAGCGGUGUUGGCUCCCAUUACCAAGGAGAUAUAGCAAGGUCAAUGGAAAGGUGGGACCUAAACAAGAAGAGAGAAAGUUGGGGUUGGGAAAACAAGGCACCGCUUAAAGAUGGAAGAUUUAGUCGAGAAGAAGUGGAAGCAGUUGGAUAUAGAGGGAAACUUUGCAUGGUUAAUGUGAAAGGCAAUGCAGUAAAGGAAGGUGCAGUUUACGAUGUGGAACUGGAUAAGUGGGAAGAGAUGCCUCCAGGGAUGGUUGCUGGUUGGAAUGGGCCGGCGGCAACUAUGGAUGAAGAUGUGAUUUAUGUGAUCGAUGAAGUGAAAGGAAGGUUAAGCAAAUACGAUGGUGAAAAAGAUUGUUGGGAGAAAGUGAUUGAGUUGGAACAGCUUAAACGUGCAGAGCAGAUAACAGCUGGGAGAGGGAAAAUAUGUGCAAUUUCAGCAAAAGGGGAAAAGAUUAUAGUGGUGGAUGUAAGGGACAAGCCUGCCAGGUUUUGGGAGGUGGCGCCACCACCUGGGAUGGAAGUGGUGGCGGUGCAUGUCUUGCCUAGGAUGAUUAGUAGACAACACUAGUUAAUGUCUCAAAUCAAGUGCCACACUUUUGUUUCUUUUUUGUAUUUUGUUUCUUUUUUGUAUUUUGUUUCCUUCUCUAUUUUAUUCUCGUUAUAAAAAUAAAUAAUACUAUUGAGUUCAAAAA
Messenger RNA from Gossypium raimondii (Peruvian cotton), 1371 nucleotides. RefSeq names its product F-box/kelch-repeat protein SKIP25. The record is from RefSeq and is a predicted model, not a curated record. Bases 96 to 1247 code for a protein of 383 amino acids. The transcript has a single exon. NCBI's taxonomy places the organism in Eukaryota, Viridiplantae, Streptophyta, Magnoliopsida, Malvales, Malvaceae. Gene Ontology annotation, molecular function: protein binding.